Molecule: messenger RNA, 6579 nt
Organism: Bombyx mori (domestic silkworm)
Lineage: Eukaryota; Metazoa; Arthropoda; Insecta; Lepidoptera; Bombycidae
Product: mucin-2
Exons: 2
Coding region: 2057-4786 (909 amino acids)
Source: RefSeq, a predicted model, not a curated record
CAAUAUAUAAAGGCAUGUACACGACCCUGCUAGCUGCAGACGAAUCUGAAAUGUCUCUUUUCUUCAGCAAAAUGGAACGUAUCAGCAACAGCCUAGGCCUCUCCAUAAAUAGAUCAAAAACGAAAUUAAUGGUGGUGGAUCGUGCAAAUGUUCUAAGAUUGAGUGGGGCGCUUGGAUUAGAGGUUGUAGACGAAUUCGUGUAUCUCGGGUCCUGCAUAAGCAACAAAGGCUCAUGUGAAACUGACGUGCGCCGACGUAUCGGAAUGGCUAAAAGUGCGAUGUCUCAGCUACAGAAGAUCUGGAAGAAUAGAGGGAUAGGCCUGAAAACUAAAACCAGACUGGUGCGGACUCUUGUUUUCUCUAUCUUCUUGUAUGGAGCUGAGACAUGGACGUUGAAAGCAGCAGACCGAAUGCGCAUCGAUGCUUUCGAAAUGUGGUGUUGGAGACGCAUGCUAAGAAUUCCGUGGACAGCCUUCCGGACUAACGUGUCGAUAUUGAAGCAACUGGGCAUCAAAAUCAGACUGUCUACUGUAUGUCUGAAGCGGAUCCUCGAAUAUUUUGGUCACAUUGCGAGGAAAGACGGCGAUAACCUGGAAAAACUUAUGAUCACAGGGAAAGUUGAAGGCAACAGAUUUAGAGGCCGCAGCCAGACUCGUUGGUCCGAUCAGAUCCGCACCGCUUUGGACAGUACAGUGUACAUCGCGCUGCAUGACGCCGUGGACAGGGGAAAGUGGAAAAAGAUCUUAAGAUUGAAGCUCAUGGGUGAUGGUGGUCACGACCCCCAGACAUGAGGAACACGACUCGAGGAGGAGGAAGUUAUGUAUAAGUAUGUAUUAAGUAAGCAUCUAUGAGGUCAUUGAUCUGCUUCCACGGGAAUUCUAAUGACGUGCCAGUUCGUACAAUUUGUUCACAACCUCACUUUUAAAGCUAUGGUGUUUUUUAUGCUCCUAUGUAAUCAGCUUUGUCCACUGUUUAUCUGUUUGUUCUAAUCAAUAUAACUGCUGUAUAAUAUUUACAAAACCUAGUAAAAGCUGUUUUCACAUUUGAGGCUUCGUUUAGCUCAAUAUUUUGGAAUAUACAUAUUAAAUGUUAAUAAUAUACUGAGAAUAUACUGAGGUGGUGGUGGAGUUUAGCGCCCCUGUCGCGCCUAGGGUCCUGGGUUCGAUUCCCACGUCGGGUAAACAAUCGUGUGAUGAACAGAUUUGUUUGCUCUUUUUCUGGGCGUUUAUGUAUUUAUUUAAACGUCUAUAAAUAUGUAUGUCAGUCUCUGGUAACCAUAACACAGGGAAUCGUAAUUUUUAGCCAGAUGACCGAGCGUGAUUUAUUCCCGGUUAUUUAUUUAUUUAUAUAUUUAUUUAUUUAUUUACGUAUCGAUUCAAUCUCAAACAAUUUUAAGACCCUCUAAUGAAAAUGAUCGAUAUCACUGAACGUAGUGUUUUAUCGAUAUUAGUGUACUAAGCUUAUUGACUCGAUAAUUUCUUAGCAAAUCAAAACUUGUUCUAACUUUUUAUUUUUAGGCUUGUCUGAUUACAAAUAUGAUUGUAUCACGUAUUUAAUUAAUAUUGUCUACGGUCGAUGGGUCAACCGUCACUGGACAAGGAGACAGCAAUGUAUUGAAAACAUCGUCAGCUAUGGUAUGAAAGUCUUAAAUGAGACUAUUAUACGUCACGGUUCUAUCAUAUCGGCGACGCUCAAUCCUCAGAAAAUCUUUAAAUUUAAUUAACAGAUAAUAAAUUUGGUGAUUGUUUAAAUUAGAAAAUGAUUCAGCCCGUGCGUUCACCCAUCUAUUUACAAACUGCAGGUCACUUUAUUGACCUUGCGUGAUUAAUGAGAAUGACGUAAGCGACAUAUUAUAACAAAUCCUGUAACGGUCUAUGAAAUAUUUUAUACGAUACAUGCAAAAUAUUUUAUCGUUCGAUUAUUCUCGUUUCAUAGAAUUAUAUCUUAUCCACGAUAAAGUAACAAAUAAUUAAGAUACAGGUAUUUUGAUUACAGCAUAAAUUUUUAACUAUAUAGAGAUUUAUUGGACACCGCACCAAAUGCCUGUGCCAAGAACAUGUUUCGAACAACGCUGCGAUGUUUUGUUGCGCUCUCUCUCUCCGCCACGUGCGUACUAAGUGACAGAUGCAUCAGAUUCACGUUCGAAGAUGCCGAGGAAUUCCAGUCGUUGUUCAGUAACGAAGUCGGAAUAUGCGGAGGUAUGCAAUUUUGGGAUGUCGAAACCUACGAAUCGGUGCCGAUGGAGAGCUUCCACGAGGCAGGGCGGAGUUUCGUUAGCCCGAGAACGAUACUGAGCUGCGUAUCGUCGUUCUUCUUUCAAAUGAGAGCCGGGGGUAUUGUAGAAGUGAAUAUCUUUAUGGACGGAGCGUCGAAUUCGGAUCAGAUCAAUUUGCUCGCGAAUCAGCACGUGCCUGGAGGGAACGACGCGGUCGUGGGGUCCGCUAGUAACACUCCCCAGAAUUCAGCGGCCUUUGUACGCGGAUGGCACACGUUUAGAAUACGAUUGAUUGGAACCGGCUCUUACGAAGGAUACAUAACAUUGAUGGGAAUGAAGUCCACUCAUUCGAGGGUAUUGGUUGAUUCGUUCCGUUAUAUCCCUCCCGAUAUGGCUGAGAGCGCAUGCACAUUUUAUGAAGAAGACAUGACUACUACUACUUUAUUACCAGAGUCAACAACAACUUUCGAACCAACUACUGAGGAACCAACUACUGAAGAGCCUACCACCACAGAGCCGACAACAGAAGAAUCUACUACUGAAGAACCUACUACCAUAGAGCCGACUACCGAAGAACCUACCACCAUAGAACCGACUACUGAAGAGCCAACUACUGUAGAACCUACCACAUUGGAACCAACUACUGAAGAAUCUACCACCAUAGAACCGACUACUGAAGAGCCUACUACCAUAGGGCCCACUACUAUAGAACCUACUACCAUAGAACCGACUACUGAAGAACCUACCACUGUAGAACCAACUACUGAAGAACCUACCACAUUAGAACCAACUACUGAAGAACCUACCACUUUAGAACCAACUACUGAAGAAUCUACCACCGUUGAACCAACUACUGCCGAGCCUUCGACAGUUGCACCAACCACUGAAGAACCUACCACAUUAGAACCAACUACUGAAGAAUCUACUACCAUAGAACCGACUACUGAAGAAUCUACCACUUUAGAACCAACUACUGAAGAAUCUACCACCGUUGAACCAACUACUGCCGAGCCUUCGACAGUUGCACCAACCACUGAAGAACCUACCACAUUAGAACCAACUACUGAAGAAUCUACUACCAUAGAACCGAGUACCGAAGAACCUACCACAUUGGAACCAACUACUGAAGAAUCUACCACCAUAGAACCGACUACUGAAGAGCCUACUACCAUAGAGCCCACUACUAUAGAACCUACUACCAUAGAACCGACUACUGAAGAACCUACCACUGUAGAACCGACUACUGAAGAACCUACCACUGUAGAACCAACUACUGAAGAACCUACCACAUUAGAACCAACUACUGAAGAACCUACCACUUUAGAACCAACUACUGAAAAAUCUACCACCGUUGAACAAACUACUGCCGAGCCUUCGACAGUUGCACCAACCACUGAAGAACCUACCACAUUAGAACCAACUACUGAAGAAUCUACUACCAUAGAACCGACUACUGAAGAAUCUACCACUUUAGAACCAACUACUGAAGAAUCUACCACCGUUGAACCAACUACUGCCGAGCCUUCGACAGUUGCACCAACCACUGAAGAACCUACCACAUUAGAACCAACUACUGAAGAAUCUACUACCAUAGAACCGAGUACCGAAGAACCUACCACAUUGGAACCAACUACUGAAGAAUCUACCACCAUAGAACCGACUACUGAAGAGCCUACUACCAUAGAGCCCACUACUAUAGAACCUACUACCAUAGAACCGACUACUGAAGAACCUACCACUGUAGAACCAACUACUGAAGAACCUACCACAUUAGAACCAACUACUGAAGAAUCUACUACCGUUGAACCAACUACUACAGAGCCUUCUACAGUUGAACCAACUACUGAAGCUCCAACUACCGAGGAACCUACCACCGAACAGCCUAUAAUAACUAUUGAACCUACGACUAUUACACCAACUACAGAAGAAGCUACAACUAUUGGACUGACGACAAAUGAACCAACAACUGAAGAGGCAACUACUGCUCAUCCGACGACAGCAAUGCCCACCACUAGUCCAACUGUGAGCCCAGAAACAACGGCACCACCUAUUGAACCGAUUACAACAGAACCCUACCCCACGGAACCCGAACUGACCACAGAAGGAGACGAUCAAGGAACAUCUCCAAGCAGCAUUGAAACAACAACACCAAGCAGCAUUGAAACAACGACACCAAGCAACAUUGAAACAACGACACCAAGCAACAUUGAAACAACGACACCAAGCAACAUUGAAACAACGACACCAAGCAACAUUAAAACAACAACACCAAGCGACGAAAACACAGAACAAACUGAUGGAACAGAAGAACCUCCCGAGAUAGAGGAAGUACGUCCGGCAUUUUGGAAUGCCCUGACAAUAACUAUGGCUGUUUUGCUGUUCAUUUUACUGCUAGCUAUCGUAGCUGCUGUGUCAUAUGAAAUCGGUAGAAGAAGAAGAAGAAGAUCGAAAGACAGCAUUUCAGAAAUCGACAUUGAUAUAGAGAAUCUACCGAAACCCGUUCUGCUUCCGCGGAUAUCGAAAGUUUACCCAGAUCCACCGUAUGCGAGAAGUGACCAGUUUUUAACGUGAACGUAUUUCCUGAGAACUAUGUGCUUAAUGCGAGUUUUUUAGCGUUCUCGAUAGCGUAAAAGUUAACUCAAAUUUGUAGGGAGCUGGAACGUUUGCCUACGUUUGCCGCUAGGGGCGCUGUUCCAGCUGUAUACAAAUUUAAGUUAACUUUUACGCUAUCGAGAACAUAAAAAAACCGGUACUAAGCACACUGGAUUCUCAUCAUACGAGACUACUUGUCGAACCGUUCGUUCCGAUAUCGAGUCGAGGGAACGCGUUCCCGGCCCCGUCACGUCACAGCCGGAGUCCCGCAAGGCUCCGCCCUCUCCCCGUUACUAUUCAGUUUGUAUAUCAACGAUAUACCCCGGUCUCCGGAGACCCAUCUGGCGCUCUUCGCCGAUGACACCGCCAUCUACUACUCGUGUAGGAAGAAGGCGUUGCUUCAUCGACGACUUCAGACCGCGGCUACCACCAUGGGACAGUGGUUCCGGAAGUGGCGCAUCGACAUCAACCCCACGAAAAGCACAGCGGUGCUCUUCAAAAGGGGUCGCCCUCCGAACACCACGCUGAGCAUCCCCCUCCCGACUAGGCGCGUCAAUAACCCCGCCCCCGCCGUUCGCCCAAUCACGAUGUUCGACCAGCCCAUACCGUGGGCCCCGAAGGUCAAAUAUUUAGGCGUCACCCUCGACAGUAGGAUGACAUUCCGCCCCCACAUCAAGACGGUACGCGACCGUGCCGCCUUCAUUCUAGGACGUCUCUACCCGAUGAUAUGUAGGCGAAGUAAAAUGUCCCUUAGAAAUAAGGUGACACUCUACAAAACUUGCAUACGCCCCGUCAUGACCUAUGCAAGUGUAGUGUUCGCUCACGCGGCCCGCAUACACUUAAAAUCCUUUCAAAUUAUUCAAUCCCGUUUUUGCAGGAUAGCCGUCGGAGCCCCGUGGUUCGUCAGGAACGUCGACCUCCAUGACGACCUGGACUUAGAGUCCAUCAGUAAGUAUCUGCAGUCGGCGUCCAUGCGCCACUUCGAUAAAGCGGCACGACACGAGAACCCUCUCAUCGUGGCCGCCGGUAACUACAUUCCCGAUCCUGCGGACAGAAUGGAAAGCAGUCGACGUCGCCCUAAACACGUCAUCUCGGAUCCUCCUGAUCCACUAACGGUGCUUUUAGGUACUUCAAGCACCGGUCACCGUUCUCGUCGAACCCGUCGCUUGCGACGAAGGGCUCGACGAGUAAAUUAACUCUCAGACACAGCCCACUGAGUUUCUCGCCGGAUCUUCUCAGUGGGUCGCGUUUCCGAUCCGGUGGUAGAUUCUGCGAAGCACGACUCUUGCUAGGGUUCGUGUUAGCAACAUCGUCAGGUUUGAGCCCCGUGAGCUCACCUACUAAAGUUAAGGCUACGCUGAAAUAGCCGCUAGGGCUAUCAGCUUAGGUAGGAAAAAAAAAAAAAAAAAAAAAAACACUGGAUUUAAACAGAUUCUCUUGUUCAUUCUUUAAAGGUGACUUGAGGUUUCUUGCGAUGUUAGCAGUUCUUAAAUACUCAAAAUUCAGUAUUUUUUUAAGCAAAAGAGGUCGGUUAAAUUAGGAAAUUUAAUGUAUUUAUUUAAAUAGAGUUAGCAAUUAAUCACGAUCUGAAAACUAUAGACACUAUUUUACUAUAGAUGAUAGUAUGCCUAUUACUUGUUAACAAACUGUACUUGUAGAAGUCUAGAUGAUUCGAAAGACAUUUAAGCUUAUAGACAAUAAUUAAUAAGGACGUUAGAAUAUUAAGAUUUUGUAAGUUUUUUUGUUAAUUAAUAAAACCUUUGUUAAGAAUU